Molecule: messenger RNA, 1815 nt
Organism: Triticum turgidum subsp. durum (durum wheat)
Lineage: Eukaryota; Viridiplantae; Streptophyta; Magnoliopsida; Poales; Poaceae
Source: the annotation of a GenBank genome assembly
AUGGAGCUGAUCGGCAUCAUUAUGUUGGCAUUUCUGCUCUCAUUUGCAGCGUCUGAUCGCCAAGGUGAUGCAUUAUAUGAUAUGAAGCUGAAGCUGAACGCUACUAGCACACAGCUUACAGACUGGAAUCAAAAUCAAGUUAACCCUUGCACUUGGAAUUCUGUUAUUUGUGACAGUAACAAUAAUGUUGUGCAAGUAACAUUGGCUUCUAUGGGGUUCACUGGAGUUCUGUCGCCAAGAAUUGGAGACCUCGAGCAUUUGAAUGUUCUGUCCUUGCCUGGUAACAAGAUUACCGGUGGCAUACCCGAGCAGCUUGGCAACCUAUCUAGUUUGACAAGCUUAGAUUUGGAAGAAAAUCUACUGGUUGGAGAAAUCCCAGCUUCUCUUGGCCAUCUUUCGAAGCUCCAACUCUUGAUACUAAGUCAAAACAGACUAAGUGGAACUGUUCCUAAUACACUGGCAACAAUCUCAAGCUUGACAGACAUUCGGUUGGCCUACAAUAAUCUCUCCGGUCCAAUACCUGCUCAACUAUUUCAAGUUGCACGUUACAACUUUUCUGGCAAUAACUUGACUUGUGGAGCAAACUUCGCUCAUCCUUGUGCAUCAAGUUCGCCUUACCAAGGUUCAUCUCGUGGUUCGAAAAUAGGCGUUGUCCUUGGAACAGUUGGUGGAGUGAUAGGGCUGCUCAUUAUAGGGGCUCUGUUUAUUAUCUGUAAUGGAAGGAGAAAAGGUCAUCUGCGUGAAGUUUUUGUGGAUGUAUCAGGUGAGGAUGACCGAAGAAUUGCAUUUGGGCAGUUGAAAAGGUUUGCAUGGCGAGAAUUACAACUCGCUACUGAUAACUUCAGUGAGAAAAAUGUUCUUGGACAAGGGGGCUUUGGAAAAGUAUAUAAAGGAGCACUUCCAGAUGGCACUAAGAUAGCCGUAAAGCGGUUAACUGAUUAUGAAAGUCCUGGUGGGGAGGCUGCCUUCCUGCGUGAAGUUGAGCUGAUUAGUGUUGCAGUUCACCGGAAUCUUUUAAGAUUGAUUGGGUUCUGUACAACACAAACAGAACGUCUACUUGUUUAUCCUUUCAUGCAGAAUCUUAGCGUAGCCUACCGAUUGCGAGAAUUUAAACCUGGGGAACCAAUAUUAGAUUGGAACGCAAGGAAACGAGUGGCUAUAGGCACAGCGCGCGGACUGGAGUACCUGCACGAGCACUGCAAUCCUAAGAUCAUACACCGUGAUGUCAAGGCCGCGAAUGUCUUGCUUGAUGAAGGUUUCGAACCAGUUGUUGGCGACUUCGGCUUGGCAAAGUUGGUGGAUGUACAGAAGACAUCUGUGACCACUCAAGUCCGAGGGACUAUGGGUCACAUUGCACCAGAAUAUUUGUCCACAGGGAAGUCAUCUGAGAGAACAGAUGUUUUCGGCUAUGGUAUAAUGCUUCUUGAAGUGGUCACCGGGCAGCGCGCCAUUGACUUUUCACGUUUGGAGGAAGAAGAUGACGUGUUAUUACUUGAUCAUGUCAAGAAGCUACAAAGAGAAGGGAAUCUAGACGCCAUCGUGGACCGCAACCUGAACAACAGCUUCGACAGGCAGGAGGUGGAGAUGAUGAUGCAGAUCGCGCUGCUGUGCACCCAGGGGUCGCCCGAGGACCGGCCCUCCAUGUCGGAGGUGGUAAGGAUGCUGGAAGGGGAAGGCCUGGCGGAGCGGUGGGAGGAGUGGCAGCAGGUCGAGGUGACGAGGAGGGAGGACUACGAGCGGAUGCAGCAGCGAUUCGACUGGGGCGAGGACUCCAUCUACAACCAGGACGCCAUUGAACUGUCCGCCGGCAGAUAG